This is a messenger RNA of Salmo salar (Atlantic salmon), 3303 nucleotides long. RefSeq names its product E3 ubiquitin-protein transferase RMND5B. Gene Ontology annotation, molecular function: protein binding; ubiquitin protein ligase activity. Gene Ontology annotation, cellular component: nucleus; GID complex; cytoplasm. Gene Ontology annotation, biological process: proteasome-mediated ubiquitin-dependent protein catabolic process. Lineage: Eukaryota; Metazoa; Chordata; Actinopteri; Salmoniformes; Salmonidae. The record is from RefSeq and is a predicted model, not a curated record.
UUACAGUACUUUUAUUAUGAAAAUCCGAGACAUGCUACACAGGAAGGAAGUUCCGCAGAUCGAAGGACGACUGGUGGAGAAUAGUUGUCACGACAGGUGGUAGUGAAUGCGGUAGAGUCCCAGUCUAGGUAUGGAGCAGUGUGCGUGUGUGGAGCGGGAGCUGGAGAAGGUGCUCCAUAGGUUCGUCAUGUACGGACACCAGUCAGAGGAACGUCUGGACGAACUACUACGCAGCGUCUGUGAGCUACGGGGACAGCUGGUUACAUUCGGGGUACAAGAUGCAGAUCUUUCGGUGCUAUCUCAGACGAUGGCCCAGUGUUGUAAGAACAUUAAAGAAACAGUACAGCUGCUGGCCUCCAGACACAAGGACAUCCACGGCAGUGUCUCCAAAGUCGGCAAAGCUAUCGACAGGAACUUUGAUGCAGAGGUGAGUGCAGUGGUGGCAGAGACAGUGUGGGACUCACCUGAGAGACAGAAGUACCUGAGUGAGACCAUUGUGGAACACUUGUACAGACAAGGCAUGCUGAGCGUGGCAGAGGACCUAUGUCAGGAGUCUGGAGUAGUGAUUGACAUGAGCAUGAAGCAGCCGUUCUUGGAACUCAACAGGAUCCUGGAGGCCUUGAGGAUGCAGGACCUCAGACCAGCACUAGAGUGGGCAGUAACAAACCGGCAGCGCCUGCUGGACCUGAACAGUACCCUGGAGUUCAAGCUGCACCGCCUCUACUUCAUCAGCCUGUUAAACGGAGGCAUCACCAACCAGCUGGAGGCGCUACAGUACGCCAGGCACUUCCAGCCCUUCGCCUCACAGCACCAGAGAGACAUCCAGAUCCUCAUGGGUAGUCUGGUGUACCUGCGGCACGGCAUAGAGAACUCUCCCUACCGCUCUCUGUUAGAGACCAACCAGUGGGCUGACAUCUGUAACAGCUUCACCAGGGACGCCUGCGCUCUGCUGGGGCUUUCUGUAGAGUCACCUCUCAGUGUCAGUUUUGCGUCAGGCUGCAUGGCUCUACCAGUCCUGAUGAACAUCAAACAGGUGAUAGAACAGAGACAGUGUAGCGGAGUCUGGACACACAAGGACGAGCUGCCUAUUGAGAUAGACCUGGGGAAGAAGUGCUGGUACCAUUCCGUGUUCGCUUGUCCCAUCCUCCGGCAGCAGACGUCAGAGAGCAACCCUCCCAUGAAGCUCAUCUGUGGACACGUCAUCUCCAGAGACGCCCUCAACAAACUCACCAACGCUGGAAAACUGAAAUGCCCCUACUGUCCCAUGGAGCAGAACCCGUCAGAUGCCAAGCAGAUCUUCUUUUGAUCCCCCAUCCUGUUUCUGGAAACCCCCUGGAAACCCCCAGGCAAAGUGGAGCCCCUUUGAGCUACAGUAGCUACCUGCUACCCCAGGACCCCUGUAAAUCCCCCAUCCUACCUCCUGAGAGAGAGAGAUCUCAAAAGGAUCAUUCAUUCAUUGACACUCAUUUGCAGCUGCCUGCAGAAUAUAGGCUUAUUCUUAUUAAGGAUCUGAUGAUGCGUUAUCAAAGGGUAUCAAGUUGAGUUGUGGAGUUUUUGGACGACUGCUCUGUUCCUUGUUUCUUUCCUCUAUAUAUCCAUCUGUAGGCUUUCCUCAGAACACAGAAUCCUCUAUAUGUCCAUCUGUAGGCUUUCCUCAGAACACAGAAUCCUCUAUAUGUCCAUCUGUAGGCUUUCCUCAGAACACAGAAUCCUCUAUAUGUCCAUCUGUAGGCUUUCCUCAGAACACAGAAUCCUCUAUAUAUCCAUCUGUAGGCUUUCCUCAGAACACAGAAUCCUCUAUAUGUCCAUCUGUAGGCUUUCCUCAGAACACAGAAUCCUCUAUAUAUCCAUCUGUAGGCUUUCCUCAGAACACAGAAUCCUCUAUAUGUCCAUCUGUAGGCUUUCCUCAGAACACAGAAUCCUCUAUAUAUAUCCAUCUGUAGGCUUUCCUCAGAACACAGAAUCCUCUAUAUGUCCAUCUGUAGGCUUUCCUCAGAACACAGAAUCCUCUAUAUGUCCAUCUGUAGGCUUUCCUCAGAACACAGAAUCCUCUAUAUAUCCAUCUGUAGGCUUUCCUCAGAACACAGAAUCCUCUAUAUGUCCAUCUGUAGGCUUUCCUCAGAACACAGAAUCCUCUAUAUGUCCAUCUGUAGGCUUUCCUCAGAACACAGAAUCCUCUAUAUAUCCAUCUGUAGGCUUUCCUCAGAACACAGAAUCCUCUAUAUAUCCAUCUGUAGGCUUUCCUCAGAACACAGAAUGGUCGGUUGAAUGGAUGUUAGAGAGGUGAUGUGACAUGGUUUUUAGGAAGUUGUCUGAUUUCAGGAGAGUAUUUAAACUUCUAUAUUACAGAGGUAUAGCUAAGUGGCCUCUGAGAAAGUAUAUUCACAUAUAUAUUGUAUUGUGAGGUUGUGAUUGGCUGAUAGGUUGAGGUGACCGUGGUUACAGUUUGUGAAUGGAACACUGAUUGUAAAAAGUAACACUUUGCCUGUUGGCUAUGAUGUAAUAAAGGCCCUGAUUGGUUGAAAGUCACUAUGGGUUACAGUACAUGUAUCAGUGUGAUGAUCAACAGUUGUGAUCGAUGGAGAGGUCGAGGGUCAAUUGGCUGAUUGAUUUUGCAACUGCCUCCAAUAACAAGAUUUUCCUGUUUCUUGUUCUGUAUUUAACAAAAACAAUGAUACUACUGUGAAGUCUGCUUUUCUUUUUAUUUAUCAUAGCUAGAAUCAAGUCUCCUGUAAAAUAGUGAAACCAUAAGUAACUUUACACCUUUUUAUGAAAUAGAAUUCUGCCACAAAAUAGCAACAUCAGUAUUGGAUCCAUGAUCAAAUCCUUCUCCUUGGACCACACGGAUAGCUCCCAGCCCAUGAAAUGGUGAUGUCAUACCAGCCCAUGAAAUGGUGAUGUCAGCAAGGUCUGCACCAGCAUAUCUUUAACAGCCGACACAUGGUAGCACUCAGCCAUUAUAUCAACUCUGCACUGAUCUCCAGUCAGAAUGAAUGAUGGUAACAGGUCUUUAUUUGAUGGUUUAUGUGCGUACACGUUCGUUUUGUGUUUAGUUGAUUUGACAUUUUAUUUACUGCUUUUGGUUGACAAUCAUUCACCUCCUUUCCCAGAAUACAUUAAGGUCUGUUAUGGCUUCUUCCUUGGGUUCUUUUCCAGUAGUCAGAGUUAUUGAGUUCUUGUAUGAUAGGUUUGCCUUUUACCUGCUUCUCUUUCUUUAUUCAACUUUUAUUGUACAUAUUUAUUCUCUAACAUGUUUCAUAUUAUACUUGCAUCUUGAAAUGGAAUAAAAACUUUAUACUCCAA